This is a messenger RNA of Medicago truncatula (barrel medic), 2196 nucleotides long. Its product is annotated as receptor-like serine/threonine-protein kinase At1g78530. Gene Ontology annotation, molecular function: ATP binding; protein kinase activity. Gene Ontology annotation, biological process: protein phosphorylation. The transcript is spliced from 6 exons. The coding region runs from base 702 to 1769 and encodes 355 amino acids. Lineage: Eukaryota; Viridiplantae; Streptophyta; Magnoliopsida; Fabales; Fabaceae. The record is from RefSeq and is a predicted model, not a curated record.
AGAAUUCCAUGUAUUUACAAAUACAAACAUUUACAUGUAUUAUUUAAUCAAAAAAUAAGUUUUUGUUGGUAGGUCUAAAGCGACGAUUUUAGUUGCCUUACUAUUGAACCGGUCCUGAUUUAAGAUCGGUCAAAUUACGUUUUCAUUAAAUCAUUUAAAUCAUUGAUUUAAAAUCAAACCGUCAAAAUCAGUUAGUUUGUCACACAUUUAAUGUAUAAGAACCCAAAUCUAUUUUAUCUAUUCACCAACUUAUGUAUGCUCUUUUUUAUUGAAAAAUAGAAGAAAAAAACUUAUACAUGCUUUCCAUUAAAAGCAUGCCAAAUGGGCAAUUUGACACAUCAUUGGUUAUGGACAGACAAAAUUGAAGGGAGACCUGGCUUCUUCAUGUCAAACUCUUUAUGAUUACAAGUGCCUAAUUUUCAAAAAGUUGCUUUACACAUUUUCCAUUUUCUUAUGAUUAUCAAUUCUAUGAUCUUUCUUCUUGGUCUUGGUCUUUUACAUAUAUUUCAAACUAGAUCAUUUACCUGAAUAGUGUUGAAAGUGAAGUUGUGAAUAGUUAAAAUGAACAAAGUUUGCAUUAUUGCUUAUGAUGUACAAAUACAUUUCAGUGUUUGAAGAUUGUAUCUAUGUUCAUCCUCAUACAUCACAAUACUACUCAGAAUCACUGUGCUUAAAUUUUCAACAUCAAUUUGUAACAGUAUAUGAUGAAAUCUCUGAUUAUAGCUGUUUCCAUAACCAUAUGCUUCAUUGCUUUUGUCAUAUCUAAGAUUUUCAUCUCAAUACUCCUCUACAAAAGAUGGAGAAGAAAGCAUAUGAUCUAUGAAGAAGGUUAUACAGGAGGGAAGAUGGUGAUAUUUAGGUCUUCAAUCCUUAAAUCUUUAACAACUGAUAUGGUGUUAAAGAAGACACAGAAACUGAACAACAAAGACAUCAUUGGUUCUGGUGGUUAUGGUGUGGUUUACGAACUAAAACUUGACGAUUCCGCGGCCUUUGCUGUGAAAAGGUUGAACCGCGGAACUGCUGAGAGAGAUAAAUGUUUCGAGAGAGAGUUGCAAGCAAUGGCAGACAUAAAACACCGCAAUGUUGUGGCUCUUCAUGGAUAUUACACUGCACCACACUACAAUCUUCUCAUAUAUGAGUUAAUGCCUAAUGGAAGUUUAGAUUCCUUUUUGCAUGGAAGAUCAAUGAACAAGAAGAUUUUGGAUUGGCCAACAAGACAAAGAAUAGCUUUAGGUGCAGCUAGAGGAAUAUCAUAUCUUCACCAUGAUUGUAUCCCUCACAUUAUCCACAGAGACAUCAAGUCAAGUAAUAUAUUGUUGGAUCAAAAUAUGGAAGCCCGAGUUUCGGAUUUCGGAUUAGCCACAUUGAUGGAACCAAACAAAACUCAUGUUUCAACAAUUGUUGCUGGAACUUUUGGAUACUUGGCUCCCGAAUAUUUCGAUACAGGAAGAGCAACAGUCAAAGGGGAUGUUUACAGUUUUGGAGUUGUGUUACUGGAGCUUUUAACUGGAAAGAAACCUAGUGAUGAAUCAUUCAUGGAAGAGGGAACCAAGCUUGUCACAUGGGUGAAAGCUGUUGUUCAAGAGAGGAAGGAGGAGUUAGUUCUUGAUAGUAGUUUAGGGUCAUGUUGUCCAAUGCAUGAGGUCAACAAGGUGUUUAACAUUGCAAUGAUGUGUCUUGAACCAGACCCUUUGAACAGACCAACCAUGGCUGAGGUUGUCAACUUGCUCGAGAAAACACAGACAGAUAGAGUUGUUACAACAUCCUGAUGUUCAUUCAAAAUCCCUCAGCUAAAGCUUCUCAAGAACCAGCCGCGGCAGAGUUGGAACAAAUAUUAAUGUUUCGAGAAGCCAUAUUCAAUAACAGCAACAAUGACAAAGGCCUUUUUCCUCCUAAGUGGAAGAAAUCAUGCUCUAGAGCAGAAAAACUAAGAAAAGAAAAAUUACAGAAAUGUACGGUAAAAUAUGUGGGGAUUUUGAGAUAUAGAGAGAAGUUAAUAUGCAUUUCGAUAUGAUUACAUUGCAAUCAAGCAAGUUGAAUAUGUCAGGAUUAGGACGAGGCUAACAUAGAUGUAGCAUUGGUCUGCAAACAACAUGCAUGCAUACUACUGAGUACUGAUAACCGAACAAGUGUGUUUCUUUCUAACAGAAAUAAUACAUCCAAAUAGGUCAAGUAGACAUUCAAAGUUGUAUAUUA